GUCAGCAAUCGUCAAUCGUUCCACAUCCAUCAGUUAAUCCGUGUGCAUUUUUUUCUUUCCUCGAACGGUUCAAUCAAAUAAAAUAUUAGCAUCAUGAUGAAAAUCACGAUUUUGGCACUGGCCGUGUGCUGCGCGGCUGUUGUAUCCGCCGAUUCCGGCGAGCAAAAAUCCAGCCACCGGGGUUACCACUCGAGACCAUCCCCAAAGGUGUACCACAGCAAGGCUGACAGUGACAGCUACGAGAACGAUGCCCCCAAGUACCAAUUCGCGUACCAAGUGAAGGCCAGCGCCCCAGUCAAGAAAUACGGCGGCAGCGGCAGCGACAGCGACGAAUACGGAAAACGCACCGAGACCAGCCACGAAUCCGCGGAAUUCGGCCACGCCGAGACCCGAGACGGCGACAGCACCAAGGGCAAAUACUUUGUUGAGUUGCCCGACGGCCGCCUCCAGACCGUCGAGUACUACGUCAACGGCGACUCGGGCUACGUCGCAAAGGUCUCCUACUCCGGCGGCGACUCGUCAUCCGCAUCCGCCGAAAAGACCUACAAGAAAUACUAAGCGAUCGACUCGUCGAAAGAAUCUCCCGGCCAAAGACCGACGAAAACAAAAGAAAACAAAAAACACCCCACAAGAUCCAAAUCAGUAAUUUAUUUAUGAAAAUUUCCCACCCUCAAUUCAGGGUAAUUUAUUGGACGACAUCUCGCGCGCGUCCGUUUUUUUUUUUUUUUGGCAAC
Molecule: messenger RNA, 734 nt
Organism: Notodromas monacha
Lineage: Eukaryota; Metazoa; Arthropoda; Ostracoda; Podocopida; Cyprididae
Source: the annotation of a GenBank genome assembly